Molecule: messenger RNA, 2562 nt
Organism: Nannizzia gypsea CBS 118893
Lineage: Eukaryota; Fungi; Ascomycota; Eurotiomycetes; Onygenales; Arthrodermataceae
Product: STE/STE20/PAKA protein kinase
Exons: 4
Coding region: 1-2562 (853 amino acids)
Biological process (GO): regulation of MAPK cascade; intracellular signal transduction; protein phosphorylation
Cellular component (GO): cytoplasm
Molecular function (GO): ATP binding; protein serine/threonine kinase activity
Source: RefSeq, a predicted model, not a curated record
AUGUAUUCGCGCGAGCAGUUCAUGAACCCAGGGCCGGCUCCUCGCCCGCCUACAGACCGGCCGCAGCUGAGCACAGUGUCGACCAUGUCGUCUGUCAGCUCGGCGGCGACCUCGUUCGACCGGAUGAACAUCAAUUCGCCCUCGACACCCUCGCUCUCCAUAUUCCCGAACUCGUCUUCGCUCUCGCUGAGCCAGAAGACCACCGGCCAGGGCGGCGUCGCCGUCAUCAAGGAGGGCUACGUGCGGUGCAAGGAGGACAAGUUCCUCGCCAGCUGGAACCAGCGCUACCUCGUUCUACGCGAGUUCCGCCUCGACUUCCUCAAGAACGAGACCGGCAAGAGCGUGCUCUCCAUCCAGCUCAACAAUGUCAUGAACGUGACGCGGUCAGAGGAUACCAAGAUGGCGUUCGAGAUCACCAGAGUGGCCAACCCCAAGGACGCAAACACCCGCAGCCCGUUGGCCGGCCGUGACGUCGCUACCAAGACCAUUACCUGUGAGGUCAAGAGCGACGACGAAAUCUACGACUGGAUCGAUAAGAUAUACGAACGAUGUCCCGGCAUGGGCGGCGUCAGUAACCCUACCAACUUCAGCCACCAGAUUCACGUCGGGUUUGACCCCCAGACCGGUGCCUUUGUCGGUCUCCCGCCAGAGUGGGAGAAGCUCCUGACGGCCUCUGCCAUCACAAAGGAAGACUACAAGAAGAACCCCCAGGCUGUCAUCGAAGUGCUCGAGUUCUACUCCGACAUCAGAAUGCGCGAGCAGAACCCCCAGUACUUCCCGGGCAUGUCCAAUCCCACUCCCACUCCACACAACAUGCAGCCUCUCCGCAGUCACGGCCACAGCCACGGUGUAGCUCCCCCGAGACCCCCUCCGCCAACGGGGCUCCAGCGUCUAGAUACCAGCCAGUCCAUGCGCGCACACGACGACAGGUCUCCGGGUGGCAGCGGCUCUCCUGCACAGUCGGCGCAGCGUAAGGCCUCAGAUCCCGCUGACCGGCCCUACGACCAGCAGUACACCCCAGACCGGUCCAAGGAGAUGCCCCAUCCAGACCAGAGGAGGAGAAUGGAAGAAGAAGCCCGUCGUAUUCGUGAAGCACAGAGACAGCGUGAGGAAGAGCAGAACCGCCGAGAACAGGAAGCCUACAAUGCCUCCUUGCCCAAGACUAGAGUACCAAUUGCACAGCAGGAGCUCGGUGGGUACGGUGGUCCUCGAGAGUCACCCAGCACAUCCACCAGCAGCAGCAGCAGGUAUAACCCUUCUCGACCCGCUCCCCAGGCCCCCUCCAGCGACAGAUCUCGACAGCCACAGCAGGACCCAAGACAGAUUACUGCCCAGCGCCCAGCUCCCUCUCCACCAAGAAACGGUGGCCCAUCACACUCCAGAGACGACCACGGAGCUCAGCGCAGUGCUCCUCGUCCAGACCAGAGCCGACAGCAACCUUCCUCCUCGCGCUAUGCUGGCAACGACAGCCGCAGCCCAGCUCGCACCCAACCACGCCAGCCAAACGGCUCUGCUGCUGCCGGCCAACCCCCCAGCCGUCUCCCUGCUCCAGUACAGGCCGUUAAGCCUCUUAACGUUGCUAACAAGCAUGGUCCUGCUGCUAACAAUAAGAUGAACGGAGCCUCAGACGGUGUCCGUCAAGCUGAAGCCGCCCUAACUAAGAAACCAGACCCAUCCCGCCAAAAGGAUGUCCGCAUGUCAACCAUGUCCGAGAGCGAGGUCAUGGAGAGACUCCGCCAGGUCGUUUCAAAGGAGAACCCCAACGAGUCGUACAGCAAGCAACGAAAGAUCGGACAGGGUGCCUCUGGAUCCGUGUACGUUGCUCGUGUCAAGGAGAACGCAAGCUCACCUGUCGCCCGUGAACUGUAUCGCACUCAUGGCCCUCGUGGCCAGGUUGCUAUCAAGCAGAUGGAUCUAAGAAGUCAGCCUCGCAAGGAGCUUAUCGUCAACGAGAUUAUCGUCAUGAAGGACAGCCAGCAUCCCAACAUCGUCAACUUCCUCGAUUCGUUCUUGCAGGAGUCUAGCAAUGAACUGUGGGUUGUUAUGGAGUUUAUGGAGGGAGGUGCCUUGACCGAUGUCAUUGAACAGAACCCUGUCAUUCAAGAAGACCAGAUCUCCACUAUUUGCUACGAGACAUGCAAAGGUCUAGCCCAUCUACACGGCCAAAACAUCAUCCACCGUGAUAUCAAGAGUGACAACGUCCUCCUAGAUAGAGUCGGAAACGUGAAAAUCACUGACUUCGGCUUCUGUGCCAAACUCACCGAAUCCAAGAGCAAGCGUGCAACCAUGGUCGGAACUCCCUACUGGAUGGCUCCCGAAGUCGUCAAACAGAAAGAAUACGGCCCACGAGUCGACGUCUGGUCCCUUGGAAUCAUGGCAAACGAGCUCAUCGAAUCCGAACCCUCCAUAUUCAACGAAAGAACCCCUCAAGGCCCUCUACCUCAUCGACACAAACUAAUACCCCAGGCCUCAAGAAACCAGAGAAACAAGCAAGGAACUCAAGUCUUUCCUCAGCCCAGCCUUGCUGAGCUACUACGAUUCAAGAAGAACUCCUCUAACUAA